AAUCGUCUGCCAGCAGUCCAGUAAUACAAGUUCGUGAAGUGAUGAGGACAGAUGGAAAUGGUGUCGGCGGAACGGUUACUAGCACUUAUCAUUUGCUGUUGCAUUUGUGCAGCAUAUGCGAAACUUUCACAUUUCAGACGCUUAUCACCUUACAAUUUUAAAUUGCGCAAUAAUUUGCCAUCUGCAUACAGCUACAAGACGCAGUAUAUCACUCAGAACAUUGACCAUUUUGGCUUUGACAAUGGGAAGGCAUUCCAGCAGCGCUACCUUGUGGCAAAUCAGUUUUGGAACAAUGAUGGCGGCCCCAUUUUCUUUUAUACAGGCAAUGAAGGAGAUAUCACAUGGUUCUGCAACAACACAGGUUUUAUGUGGGACAUUGCUUCUGAAUUUAAAGCCUUGUUAGUGUUUGCCGAGCACCGUUAUUAUGGAACUUCUUUGCCUUAUGGCUCAGCUUCUUUCACGAAUUCUUCAACCCUAAACUAUCUGACAGCAGAGCAGGCUCUGGCAGACUUUGCCGUUUUGAUCAAGUACCUUAAGCAGACAAUCCCUGGUGCUGGCCGCAGCCCUGUCAUAGCAUUUGGAGGCUCUUAUGGUGGCAUGCUGUCAGCCUGGAUGAGACUCAAGUAUCCAAAUCUAGUGUUAGGUGCAGUUGCAGCAUCAGCACCAAUCUGGGAGUUUGAAGGACUUUCACCAUGUAACUCAUUUUUCAAGAUUGUACAGCAGACUUUCAUGUCAGCCUCAGACCAUUGUGUUGCCAAUAUUGCCAACUCAUGGGGCACUAUUCAGAAUUUUUAUGGACAAUCUGGAGGUUUGGAGUUCCUAACCAGUUCCUUCAGUCUUUGCAAGCCUCUGGAAUCCAAAUAUGACCUGGAAGACUUGAUGAACUGGCUUGUUGAUAUCUAUGGCAAUCUGGCAAUGGUGGAUUACCCAUACCCUGCUUCAUUCCUGGAACCUCUUCCAGCAUGGCCAGUCAAGGAGUUCUGCCAGUACUUGUCAGUUCCACUUUCUGACAAGGACUUGGUGGUGGGCCUUUCCAAUGGGGUGAAAAUGUACUUUAACUACACGGGUCAAGCUACAUGCCUAAAUAUUUCAGAGUCCUCCACAAGCAGUCUUGGAGACAUGGGCUGGAGUUACCAGAGCUGCACAGAGAUGGUAAUGCCAAUGUGCUCCAAUGGCACGACCAUGUUCUACAACAUGCCUUGGGAUUAUACAGCCUACAGUGUGGAGUGCAAGAAUCAGUGGGGUAUCACACCAAGAGAAGACUGGAUCAGCACUCAGUACUGGGGAAAAGACAUCCAAUCAGCCACAAACAUAAUCUUCAGCAAUGGCCAGCUGGAUCCCUGGUCAGGGGGUGGUGUCUUGCAGACAGUGUCAUCAUCACUCAUAGCUAUCCAGAUUCCGUAUGGUGCUCACCACCUUGAUCUUCGAGCAGCAAAUCCUGGAGAUACAGCUUAUGUCAUAGAGGCCCGAAUACAGGAAAAGAACAUUCUUAAAAACUGGAUCUAUGGCAUUCCCUCUUUCUGAUUGGUUACAUUGACCAUAAAUACUGUAUUUAAAGAUGGCGAGACUUAUCAGUGAGUAGACGUUUUAAUUGAAGCAAAUCUUAUACAUAGUAUUAUUUUUCUGAAGAUUUGUGCCAAAUAUUUACAAUACAUUCCUUAAUUGUCAUGAUGUAUAGUAAACGUUCUUAAGAGUUUUAUUUUGACUGAUUAUGUUUCCAACUAUUUUAUUUUGAUAUGUGUGAGCUACCACCCUUUUUAUGAUUUCCUUGUUGAUCACAUACUCUGCACAUGCAUGUUUGGUCAGUUUGAACAUAUUUUGAUUUUGUACUGGUAAAUGCACAGCUUAGAUAAGCAUACACUGUCCUAGCUUUUCUUUGAUGUCUUCCCUUAAAUAUGCUUCAUGUACUGCUUUUAAAAAUACACACUAAGAGUACAAUUUGAUCUCAGUUCUUAACUAAACCCAUACAUAUUGUUCCCUGAAAGAAUAUUUGGGCAAGAGACUACUAUGUAAAAUAGGAAAGUCUUAUGUCAGGAAGAUAUUAGCUUAUUUUUUUCAUGUUCAUAAAGCAGAGAAAGUUAUAGACAUCCUACUGCUCAGUGGUUCACAGCUUGUCUAUAUAUUGUUUAUGGGCAAAUUCAUCUGUUUCAAAGUUUUGGAAGACAUUCAAAUGUAUGAAGUGUUCAGCUUCUACACAUAUGAUGAUGCAUGUACAUAUCAGGUCUGAUUAUUUUGAGAUUUUGCAUUGUAUUGAUGCUUACUUGAAUAAACUCAGACAUCAUACUUUUCUAUUUG
Messenger RNA from Pomacea canaliculata, 2295 nucleotides. Its product is annotated as lysosomal Pro-X carboxypeptidase-like. The record is from RefSeq and is a predicted model, not a curated record. Gene Ontology annotation, molecular function: dipeptidyl-peptidase activity; serine-type exopeptidase activity. The transcript is spliced from 9 exons. Gene Ontology annotation, biological process: negative regulation of systemic arterial blood pressure; angiogenesis involved in wound healing; proteolysis. NCBI's taxonomy places the organism in Eukaryota, Metazoa, Mollusca, Gastropoda, Architaenioglossa, Ampullariidae. The coding region runs from base 52 to 1524 and encodes 490 amino acids.